AUGGGAAAGAUCAUCUUCUUUGAAGACCGGAAUUUCCAGGGCCGCUCCUAUGAGUGCAGCUCAGAUUGUUCUGACCUUCACUCAUAUUUUAACCGUUGCAACUCAAUCCGAGUAGAAAACGGUAAUUGGAUACUGUAUGAAUAUCCCAAUUACAGAGGACACCAGUACUACCUUAAAAGAGGAGAGUAUACUGACUUCAGUCAGUGGAUGGGAUUCAAUGACUCUAUCAGAUCUUGCCGUCUAACUCCACACUACCGUGGUCCAUUUAAAAUAAAGAUUUAUGAGAGAGAAGACUUUAAAGGCCAAAUGAUGGAGUUUUCUGAAGAUUGUCCCAAUGUCAAUGAGAGAUUUCGUUUCCCCAAUAUCCACUCUUGUAAUGUGUUUGAUGGUCACUGGGUGUUCUAUGAGGAAGCAAAUUACAGAGGACAACAGUACUAUCUGAGACCUGGAGAGUACAGGAGAUACAGUGAUUGGGGCUCUGCAAAUCCCAAAAUUGGCUCUUUCAGGCGAAUGCAGUAUUUAUACUAA
Molecule: messenger RNA, 528 nt
Organism: Bombina bombina (fire-bellied toad)
Lineage: Eukaryota; Metazoa; Chordata; Amphibia; Anura; Bombinatoridae
Product: gamma-crystallin-3-like
Exons: 3
Coding region: 1-528 (175 amino acids)
Biological process (GO): lens development in camera-type eye; visual perception
Molecular function (GO): structural constituent of eye lens
Source: RefSeq, a predicted model, not a curated record